AUGUCAAAUGUAAUAUUUACUGCAGCUGUAAGAAUAUUAGCAAAACAAGAGGUAUACGGUGGGUUAGUGGGUGGAAUAGCAUUUCGUGCAAUAACUUCCGUUUUCAAGGCAGGUUAAACUAAGUUCAAUAUCAGCUUUGAACACAGCUGGGUUAAUCCAGGCUUGCUUUAUUAUGGACCAUGACUUUGCAGUUUUGUUUGGAAUAGCGGAAGUUAUAGCAUUUCAGUUUCUCUAGCUAUGAGCUGUUUUGUUUCUUUACUGGCUCAAGAAAAAACUAAAAACCAAUAUGGUUUCUUUCGACUAGGUUAUAUAUCUUGAAGAAAUCCUGUCAUCGGAAGUAGUUUUUGCAUCAACGCAAUAUCAAUAAAUACUUUCAGUUUUUAGCUUUUACGUUUAUUUAUUUAGCUACUGAUAUUUAUUUCAGGCUUUAAUUCACAUGAAAUAGUUCCAUAAUUAGGAGUUUGUUCGUUGUUUAGCAAAAAUUCGACUUUGUUAUUCUCACCACUAGAAGGCGUAGUGUUUACGUGUUUCAAAUAUAGGGCCAACAUAUGUUUUAAGACUAAUUUGUUUGACACUUAUUGUGUUGAACCUGUGUUUACAACUUUAUAACCUUAGAAGCACGUUUCAAGGCUGUCUGUACCACUUUCUAAAAAUUUGUAACGAUACAAUUAAAGGAAAGGAAUGCCGUAGCAAUUUGUGUUACCAAAGUUAGCAGCCUAAUUAUCAGAGCAUACUUUUAAAAAUAACCAUCAUGUUUUUACUAAAGCCAAAAUUGCUAUUAAAAUAGGCUUUUGUGUAUCAGAUGUAUGGUGACGUUUAAAAAUCUGGCAAAGAAAGCAUCGUCAAUUUGGAAUGUCCUCGAAGUUGCUUCGCUUUUGACAGCGUAGCUUGCCUUCUUUAACAUAAAGCGAGAGUUAUCUACUUUAAGGCUAGAAAGUUCGAGUAGUUGGAAUGAAAUCUGUUACAACUCUUGUUCCGGGUCGAUGCGUCGGGUUGUCGCUUUUAACAACUACCAAAUUCUUUUUCAGCUCAGCUUCUUUUUCACCGAGACAUCAUGGAGAAUGUAGAAACUACGAAACUAAGACAGCGACAAAACAACGAGAAGGUUAAAAAGACGAUAGAUAUAGUGGGCAGAAAUACAUCUCUGCAGGUGUAUCAGAAUAAUUUUCUUUACAUUUCUUUGUCGUGUUCAGUCAACUACGACGUGAAAGGACCAAAUUUUGAGUUGUGUGAGAAAGUGUAUCUAUCUGAGCUAGGACGCGCCCCCUCCCUCCAGCACUUACGUUAUUUACAACUUUAUUAAACUGAACUAGUUGAAAUAAUCGCAAAAUAUCGUAAAAUUCCGAAAAUAAGCCCCGGGGCUUAUAUUUUUCAAGGGCCCUUUUUGAUGGGCUUAUUUUUGAAGGGGCUUGUAUUCGGAGGGGCUUAUCUACGAAGGGAAAUUUGCGUUUCAAAAUCGAUUGGGCAAGCCUUAUAGUAGGAAGGAAAUUUACCGUUUUUGCUUUGUUUUUCUUUGUAUUUGAGGGCAAUUUUCCGCGUACAAGCCCCUGGGGGGCUUAUAUUUGGAGGGGCGAUUUAACGAAGAGUUUUUUGCGUUACUGGUUUGGGGGGCUUAUAUUUGGAGAGGCUUUUACACGGAGGGGUUUAUUUUCGGAAUUUUACGGUAGUUUUAAAGAAAGGACGUGAAGUCCGUUUUUCAGUGAAAUUUUUCUUGACGUUAAACUCUUGUCGGAUCUACUGUCCCUAGUGGGGCAGGUGCCUCCCACCGACAAAAAUGGUCAUUCGAAAUAGGGGUCAACCGAUAGACCUUUUUACGGUUUUUUAUAAGGACCAGUUAUGGAAAAUCCAUCGACAACACUCCAAAGAGCGCCUUAAAAUUAGUAAUUCUGCCAAAUUUUAAAGUGAUACGUCUCUAGCGAGCGAAGAUAUGGCUCCUCAAGUUAAUUGCGAAAAUUUGCAGAGGUUUGUAUGGUGGGGUGGCGAAAAGUUUGUGCCCCCCCCGUACAAACGUCUGUCAAAUUUCGCGACUUUGAGGAGCUGUAUCUUUGUAAGAUUUCAACAAAUCACUUUCAAACUUUGAAAUCUUACUAAUUUUAAGGCGCCCUUUUCAGUGGUGUCGACGGAAUUUCCCGAACUCGUCCAUGUCAAAAGUGGAAAAAAAAAUCGUGAAAAGGUCUAUUGUUUGUCGCAAGCACGUUCCCUACGCUUAACUUAUGACGUAGUAUUAAAUUAAUUUCGAGGCAUCUGUUUCUGUUCGCAAAAUUCAUUUAAGCUGAUGUGAGGCUCUGGUUCUCAAUUGAAUCCGACAAAAUGUGUCUCGCUUCCUAUUAUUUCAUCAUUAAGAACCUAACUGUAACUAUUAUAAAAAAUAUUAUCUUCACAUUUUUUUGCGGGGAAUGACGCACGUUACUUUACAAACAUGUUUGGUGCAUGCGAACAAAAUCUUAUUGAUGUGCUGGUUUGCGUUCCAUAUUGUGUUUCCACCGGCCAUGCCAUUUGUAUUCUGUCUGGAUUACGAUAUGAAGCUGUAUUGUCCCCCAUUUUUGCUCAGAGAUAGUAGAGCGUGCCUUUUCUCGCGUGGGGUGAUUUUCACGCGAGCUCGCGUUUCGCACGCUCUACUAUCUCUGAGGAAAAAUGGGGGACUACUCGUAGUCUAUGUUAUGUGGUAAAGGCUCACUAAAGAGUUGUCGCCUCCAAGUCUCCGUUUUAUUAAAAAUGAUCAUAUUCAAGACUGCUAUCUGUUAGCCACGCUCUCGAACCUCCCAAUUUUCUCCUAUUCCCCUCUAAGUGGGAACUGCGUGGCAGUUCAGCGAAAGGAAAUCACUUUCUUUCGCUGAACUGCCACGCAGUGAAAACACUCAUUGGGCUCCAUUUUGACUAGAUGGUUUUCUUUUGGAGCAAGGGCUACUAAUUGUUUGGCAGGAAUUGGCAAAGCUGCAAAUGAUUUAAUACUUAAUAUUUUUUUUAUUAUUAUUGUUAUUAUUAUUAUUAUUAUUUUGUCACAGAAGAAGAAGAGCCAGGUUAACGGACGCAACUGGGUUAUUUUCUCGAUGAUUAAGCAUAGUUUGUAGGAUCCUGGGCUCCCAAAGGGGCUGGAUGCAAGUAAACAGCGUAAAUUUAGAAAAUAAUCUGAAAGAACGAAGAAAGUCAGUAAACGUUUCCUCCGGCGUUCUCGUCAGGUAUUUUGAGACAAUUUUAUCUUGUGGUAUGUCAUUUAUAGAUAAUUUCGUCUCUCGCUCCAUUUCUUUUCAUGAAAAGUCAUAUUGUUUUUUUUUAAUGAUCAAUUUUUCCCUAAGGCUCUGGACACCCUUAAACUUAGGAUCUACGUGAGAACCUGUCAUUAAUAUCGACAGUCCCAGGCAGCAUUAACGCACUUGGGAAAAAGACUACACCAUCUGAAUCUUAGAAAUCAGCUCAGCUGAAAAAGAUCCGUUAAGUCAAAGAGGAUCAAAAGAGGCCUUGGACGCGAAAAUUACUGAUAACACUGGACAAAGUCUGCAAUCGACAAUAAUCACUCUCGUUGGACUUUGAUUAACGACGAUCCUCCCCUCAACCGGUCUGUCCUCUAAGUUUUAAAAGAGUAAACCAUUGUUUGUUGUUAAGGUGUGUCCAGGGUGGUACUGAGAAUAUGAAAGGCAAGCAAAUAAAAAUAACAACACAUUUUACACGGCAAAGAAUUCUUUGUUCUACCUUGUCUGUGGUAUGACCAUUGUAUGUAGUUUUGCCUUCCUUUUUCUUUUUUGCCUUCUGAUGGAAUAACGCCUACGUGGAUACAAACAUGACGCGUUACCAGGAAUUUUUGAUUGGGGGGGUCCAGAAAGGACUGUUGAACUUUUUAUUGGCAAAUUACUUCUCACGGAGACGACCAUUGGCAAAUUAGGGAGCUUCUCACGGAGACGACCAUUUUAAAGCACCUUGACGCUCCCAAAUUUGUUUUCUAAGUCUUAAUCUUAUAGAACGCCGAUGGGCAAAACCGCUGUCCAAAAAUGAAAAAAGACCACUUCCGGUUGACGUGCGUCGCUCAAAAACGUCUCUGCUUAAGUUCACCACUGUUUUGCGAGCGGAGGCGAACAGAUCAUAGGAGGGUACCCAGAACCAAUGACAUUUUUGAAUAUCCCUGGAAUUUAGUUUAGUGGCAAAAUCCAACGCGCGUUUCAUUAAACAAACCAGCCAGUUAAAAAGUGGUAUACGAUCCUGUCGAUGUAAAAAUUUCAGUCUGAAACAAGCGUGAGGUCUGAUGGGGGAGGGGUCCAGACCCCCCGGACCCUCCCCCUGGAUCCGCCAUGCACUGGUUACAGGUUGUCUUAAAUUGAGCGGUCGUCUCUUGAUGUCUGACUGAUCUGUUCGACAACUGCACUCCUAGAACUCUCCAUUAGAACGGAGAAGGCGUAGGAUAAGCCUCUGAAGACGAGUCCAUGGCCGGCAUAGGAGAAAUGUUCUCAUCAUUAAUUUCACUUCAGAACUGUUCUUCCUCUUACACACCCGAGCGUGAUGUAACGUAAGGCACUCGGAGAGGCAGUGACCAAGAGGAGAGCCUUUCUGACGCUCUGACUGAAGGCUUCCUUUUCCUUGGAACAUCUUUCACCCGCUGCCUGGGAAAGGUUCCAGGACUUAAAGCCAACAUGUGCAAGGGGCUUCUGAAUAGGUCCAUCUUUGGGGAGACUAACUACCUGUAGCAUUGAGUAGCCCCUAGUAUGGUGGAUGAAGGUACGGAAGGUCGAAGACCGAAGCUGUCUGGCUUAGAAACUGGUGCAUCCAUCAUACCCUCCCGAUGUCUCUAUGACGCCUAACAAAACCGCCCGAUUGCUGGUCAGGCCUUAGGAUCUUUUAAACAUUUUCCGUUUCCGCAUGCAAGAGACGUUUUAUGACCCUAAUGCUGAUUUCGCUUGGGCGAGUGGGUCUUAGUUUCCUCGCAGUUGGAGAUGUACUCAGCCCGGCAUAGUAAAUCGAACGUUCGAAAAUCGAACUCAGUCGAACUCAAUCGAACUCAAUCCGUGGAUUGAGUUCGAUUGAGUUCGGCAAUCGAACGAAAUCGAACACCACACUUUCAGUGAGUUCGAUUUCCGAACAAAUCGAAUUCAAUCGCACAAAUCGAACUCAAUCGAACUCAAUCCGUCUGAUUGUGUUCGAUUGAGUUCGGAAACCGAACACAAUUAAAUGGAUUUCGUUCGAUUGGCUCUGGUGAACCUAUACAAAGCAAGCCCAAAGCAAGCCCGUCAAAGCAAGUUUUUCUUACGCUUUUUUUACUAUUUUACUAAAGGUGAAAAGUAUGCAUAAGUUUUGCUUCCCCUGUUUUUCAGAAGGGUUGCACAAUAUUAACUACUUGAGGCAAAUUAAUAUAUUCGCGAAUCCCUUACAAACAUCUUCACUUACCAAGUUAUCGAAGUAUUUACAGGUCACAGGGAAGCAACCAGUUCACGUUGAAGGUGACCUAAUGUCCGCGCUCGUUUGCAAUUCGGAAGGCAUGACCUUUCUCGCCUAUUUUCUUUAAAACCCUGAAAACUUCGCCAUCCUUGACGUCAAAGCGGCAUUCCUGGUAGCCUUUGACUAUACAUUUGAAGCUUACGAUCCACAACGCAUCUGAAGCCAUUUCUGCGGAAUUUCUUCGUUUACGAAAAACACGUGCGCUACACUCAGGGCUGAAGUAACUCGAGCUUCUAAGAUCUGGUAAUGGAUUUUCAACGUCUGUUUUACAUAAAUCACGAGUUCGAAAAUCGACCGUUCGAUUGGGUUCGAUUGAUUUUUUUUCUUUUCGGUGAGUUCGAUUUCGUUCGAUUGCCGAACUCAAUCGAACUCAAUCCACCGAUUGAGUUCGAUUGAGUUCGAUUUACUAUGCCGGGACUCAGAUGGUCAUAACUCCGAAGGCUUCAGUUUCAAUUCAUUUAUUUGCCAGAAAUAAAUUCGUGGGUUUGAUUAAGAUUUCAGCAACGUAUACUUUUCAUUAAUAAGUGUGCAGACCUCCUCUAGAAAUUUAGCGUUGUAAUAAACAACGAAUAGACAAAUCAGUUAUAAUUAGCCCAAAGGGCCAUGGAAAGGGCGGUCUCCUUCGCAGCCGUUAUUAGGGUCGUCACUCGUCACGCAACGCUCCUCCCCACUGUUGGACUAUGGAAAGGACAAAGCCCCCCAAAAUAGGCCUGCCGCAUCUGCUUCCCAUAUUUUCUUGCGCAUAUCUUAAAUUGGUUCCCAAGCUCUAAAAGAAUGAAAGCUUUUACCACAUCGCACCUGGGUUCAAGGCAGUAUUUAGCCUGUUCCUGGCUCCGAGAUAGUCGGGCCCGCUGAAUUAAGAAAGCGCGAAGACGAAAAUAAAACGAAAGGAAACUGCCAACGUUUCGCGUGCCUUUGACUUUCGCGUCUUCCCCACUAUCUGAGAGCCUGAAACAGGUUAGGCAGUAUAGUGAGAUGUACGAUAUGACAUCUGGAAAAUUCGGGUGGGAGUGUCAGGCAUGCUUCAUGAAAUCUUUACUCUAGUUUGGACAAAAAUUUGUGAUUUUUCCCAGCUUAAUUUCGGACCUGAACUAAUGUUUUCAAGAGAAGAAUGAAAGAACUCCAAUGCCAAGCCCUAGUCCUAGAGAGUACAAAAACCUCCCUAUUUCAGAUUUCAGCCCCAAAACAAUGGAAUUCAAUUUCCAAUGAGACCCAUUGCAAUUUCCACCCUUCGGCCCCUCACAUACCAACAUUGCUUAUUUAACGAGUACCUUCUCGGGAUUGCACUCAGUGUAAGAAGUUCACGCAUAAUCGGAUUAGCGGGAACGCCCGUUAGAUCUUCCGGAGAUAUAAAAUGUGAAAUAUCUUUCAGACGACGUUAAGGGGCUUCUCCUUUUCUAUAAAACGAACAUGUAGCUUCCAUGGUUAAAAGCAAUGGUUUUUAAAAAGGUUCUUACUAUCGCAAAAUCUUCAUUUAGGUUUAUAGAAACAAAAUAAAACCUUCCUUUCAGAGAUGCUGGAAAAUAAAUUAAGCAGGGUUGUCCUAAAACAUCGUUAAGCUAAAAUGAAUUAGAAGAUAAUCACAGUAAAACGAGAUCGUGUAACCAUUCGAAAUGGUUUAACGAACGCGGCAUUACUUGGACAGCAGGUUUUACAAAUCUUUCGAGGAAUGUUGACGAUGUUUUGCAGUGCUUGCCGAAAUCAUUUAAUUCAGUUAAAUGUUUUUCUAAAAAAGUGGCGAAUUACAGAAAAUCGAGUGCGUCAGUCUUAGUUAAUGAAUCCACCAAAUUGCGAAGACUAUUACAUCAUGCUGGCUGAAAUGAAAGACCAUAAAGAAAUUAAUGGCGUAUGAUAAGACAAGUUUUUAGAGCAAUUUAGAUUAAUUAAGGCCAGAGGCGUAUUCCCCUUUAAACUACACUGCCUUUCUGUUAAGCCUCUGUUUAGGUAGGGGGGGGGGGGGGGGGUUGGGGAGGAACUCCGCGAGUUUUAUAUGGCGAGGCUCCACCCCGAAGCCCAAAUCCUUACCCUUUUAUAUACCAUUUUUAACAGAAAAGGUAGCCCUUUCGAUUGCCUUAACUUCUAUUGACAAAUGGUAUCCCUUUCACAUGCCUAGUUUAGAAAAAAUCUGCCAACCAUAAAGUUUUCUUGUCUUUUACUGAGACACAAGAUGUGUCUGUUUGUCGUUUUAGGUCCUUUUAGAUACAUGAACUAGUGAAAUCCCCAACCUUUCUUUUACCUAAAGCGUGAAAAGGUACCCCUUUCGGGCGGGGCCUCCCUGUAUAUGCCAUUAUAGGGAGUACCCCAGCCCCCCGCCCCUCCCCCGCGCCAGGAGCCUUUACCACUAUCACUAUCUUUUGCACAGUUUCCUAAUGAAUGUCACGCCGUAGUCAUUAACGUGGUCUUAAGUCCCCUGGAGAGACCCAUGGGCAACCCAUGAUACCGCAAAAGCUUUGAAGUCCCGGCCGAAGUAUAAUUGCUGCCGGAUAAGCAGGACGUGCCUGUAUCAAAAUUCUCAUUUCAGUGGCUCAGAUGAUGGCUACCAACUUGAUACCGAGAUGUAGAAAGAAAGAUGAUUUUCACACAUUUCAUACUCAACGGUGA
Porites lobata is the source of this 8025-nucleotide messenger RNA. The record is from the annotation of a GenBank genome assembly. Lineage: Eukaryota; Metazoa; Cnidaria; Anthozoa; Scleractinia; Poritidae.